Messenger RNA from Heterocephalus glaber (naked mole-rat), 8495 nucleotides. Lineage: Eukaryota; Metazoa; Chordata; Mammalia; Rodentia; Bathyergidae. The record is from RefSeq and is a predicted model, not a curated record.
AUGGGUUGGCGCAUGUAUGUUUGUAAUUGUUAUCGCUUCCUGUUGACUAGUUCCAUUAAUCAAUAUACAUGUAUUUACUAUGUUUUUAUAGGAAUUGAGGUAAAUACUACAGUCAUUGGUGAAAAUGAUCCUAUUGAUGAAGUUCAGGGGUUUCUCUUUGGAAGGCUAAGAGACCUGCACCCUGAGCUGACUGGACAAUUGAAAGAACUCAGAAAGCAUCUUGUGGAGAGCACCAAUGAAAUGGCACCUUUGAAAGUUUGGCAAUUACAAGACCUCAGUUUCCAGACUGCUGCCCGAAUCUUGGCUGCUCCUGCAGAGCUAGCUUUGGUGGUUAUGAAGGAUCUUAGUCAGAAUUUUCCUGCCAAAGCCAGAGCGAUAACGAAAACAGCUGUGAGUUCAGGACUUAGAACUGAAGUGGAAGAAAAUCAGAAGUAUUUCAAGGGAACUUUAGGAUUACAGCCUGGAGAUUCAGCUCUCUUCAUCAAUGGACUUCAUAUUGAUUUAGAUACACAGGAUAUAUUCAGUCUGUUUGAUGUGUUGAGGAAUGAAGCCCGGGUCAUGGAGGGUCUUCAUAGACUAAGAAUAGAAGGCCUUUCUCUGCAUAAUAUUUUGAAGCUGAACAUUCAGCCCUCUGAGGCUGAAUAUGCCAUUGACAUCAGGAGUCCAGCUAUUUCAUGGGUCAACAACCUGGAAGUUGAUAGCAGAUAUAACUCCUGGCCUUCCAGUCUACAAGAGUUGCUGCGCCCCACCUUUCCUGGUGUCAUCAGGCAGAUCAGGAAGAACUUGCACAACAUGGUGUUCAUAGUUGAUCCUGCACAUGAGAAUACAGCAGAGUUGAUUAACACAGCUGAGAUGUUCCUCAGUAAUCAUAUACCUCUAAGAAUUGGUUUUAUCUUUGUGGUUAAUGACUCUGAAGAUGUUGAUGGCAUGCAGGACGCUGGAGUGGCUGUUCUCAGAGCGUAUAAUUACGUGGUCCAGGAUAUGGAUGAGUAUCAUGCCUUCCAAACUCUGACACGUGUCUAUAACAAGGUGAAAACUGGAGACAAAGUGAAAGUUGAACAUGUGGUCAGUGUCCUGGAGAAGAAAUAUCCAUAUUUAGAAGUGAAUAGCAUUUUGGGGAUUGAUUCUGCUUAUGAUCAGAAUCGGAAGGAAGCAAGAGGCUACUAUGAGCAGACUGGCAUUGGUCCGCUGCCUGUCGUUCUGUUCAACGGAAUGCCCUUUGCAAAGGAACAGCUAGAUCCUGAUGAGUUGGAAACCAUCACAAUGCACAAAAUCCUGGAGACCACUACCUUCUUCCAAAGAGCAGUGUACCUGGGUGAACUGUCUCACGAUCAAGAUGUGGUAGAGUAUAUCAUGAACCAGCCAAAUGUUGUUCCACGAAUCAACUCUAGGGUUUUGACAGCUGAGCGAGAGUACCUGGAUUUAACAGCAAGUAAUAACUUUUUUGUGGAUGAUUAUACUAGAUUUUCUGUCCUGGAUUCCCAAGGCAAGACCGCUGCUAUAGCCAAUAGUAUGAACUAUCUGACAAAGAAAGGAAUGUCCUCCAAGGAAGUCUAUGAUGAUUCUUUUAUUAGGCCAGUAACCUUUUGGAUUGUUGGAGACUUUGAUAGUGCUUCUGGACGGCAGUUAUUGUAUGAUGCUAUUAAACAUCAAAAAUCCAGUAACAAUGUUAGGAUCAGCAUGAUCAAUAAUCCCAGUAAAGAAAUAAGUUACAAGCACACUCAGAUCUCCAGAGCAAUCUGGGCAGCUCUCCAGACACAGACCUCCAACUCUGCCAAGAACUUCAUCACCAAAAUGGUCAAAGAGGACACUGCAGAGGCGCUGGUGGCAGGGGUGGACAUCGGGGAGUUCUCUGUUGGGGGCAUGGAUUUCAGUCUUUUUAAAGAGGUGUUUGAGUCUUCCAAAAUGGAUUUCAUUUUGUCUCAUGCCGUGUACUGCAGGGAUGUCCUGAAGCUGAAGAAGGGACAGAGGGCAGUGAUCAGCAACGGAAGGAUCAUUGGGCCAUUGGAGGAUAAUGAACUUUUUAAUCAAGAUGAUUUCCACCUCCUAGAAAAUAUCGUCUUGAAAACUUCAGGACAGAAAAUAAAAUCUCAUAUUCAACAGCUUCGAGUAGAAGAAGAUGUGGCCAGUGACUUAGUAAUGAAGGUAGAUGCUCUCCUGUCAGUUCAACCCAAAGGAGAUGCAAGAAUUGAGUACCAGUUUUUUGAAGACAAACACAGUGCAAUUAAACUGAGGCCGAAGGAAGGGGAGACAUACUUUGAUGUUGUGGCUGUCGUUGACCCUGUCACCAGAGAAGCACAAAGGCUUGCCCCACUGCUGUUGGUUUUGACUCAACUGAUAAACAUGAAUUUAAGAGUGUUUAUGAAUUGCCAAUCUAAACUUUCGGACAUGCCUUUAAAAAGCUUUUACCGUUAUGUCUUAGAACCAGAGAUUUCUUUCACUUCAGACAAUAACUUUGCUAAGGGUCCAAUAGCAAAAUUUCUGGAUAUGCCACAGUCUCCAUUGUUCACCCUGAAUCUGAAUACACCUGAGAGUUGGAUGGUAGAAUCUGUCAAAACACCAUAUGAUCUUGAUAAUAUUUAUUUAGUAGAGGUGGACAGUGUAGUGGCUGCCGAGUAUGAGCUGGAGUACCUGUUACUUGAAGGUCAUUGCUAUGACAUCACCACAGGCCAACCCCCACGGGGACUGCAGUUUACCCUAGGAACUUCAGCCAAUCCCGUCAUUGUGGACACCAUUGUAAUGGCCAAUUUGGGCUACUUUCAGCUAAAAGCCAACCCAGGAGCUUGGAUUCUCAGACUUAGGAAGGGACGCUCUGAAGAUAUUUAUAGAAUCUACAGCCAUGAUGGUACAGAUUCUCCUCCUGAUGCUGAUGAGGUGCUUGUCAUCCUCAAUAACUUCAAAAGCAAAAUUAUUAAAGUGAAGGUUCAGAAGAAGGCAGACAUGGUGAAUGAAGACUUGCUGAGUGAUGGAACAAAUGAGAACGAAUCUGGAUUUUGGGACUCAUUCAAAUGGGGCUUUUCAGGAGGACAGAAGACUGAGGAGGUGAAACAAGAUAAAGAUGACAUAAUUAAUAUCUUCUCUGUUGCAUCCGGACAUCUCUAUGAAAGAUUUCUGCGCAUAAUGAUGCUAUCAGUGCUGAAGAAUACCAAGACUCCUGUGAAAUUCUGGUUCUUGAAGAAUUAUUUGUCCCCCACAUUUAAGGAGUUUAUACCUUACAUGGCAAAUGAAUACAAUUUCCAUUAUGAGCUUGUUCAAUACAAAUGGCCCCGGUGGCUUCAUCAACAGACUGAAAAACAGCGCAUCAUCUGGGGCUACAAGAUCCUCUUCCUGGAUGUACUUUUUCCACUAGCUGUUGACAAAUUCCUAUUUGUGGAUGCUGAUCAGAUUGUACGGACAGAUCUGAAAGAAUUAAGGGAUUUCAAUUUGGAUGGUGCCCCUUAUGGUUAUACCCCCUUCUGUGACAGCCGAAGGGAAAUGGAUGGCUACAGGUUCUGGAAAUCAGGAUACUGGGCCAGUCAUUUAGCUGGGCGGAAGUACCACAUCAGUGCAUUGUACAUUGUGGAUCUGAAGAAGUUUAGGAAAAUAGCUGCUGGAGACAGACUCAGGGGACAGUACCAAGGUCUGAGUCAGGAUCCCAACAGCCUUUCAAAUCUGGAUCAAGAUCUGCCCAAUAACAUGAUCCAUCAGGUACCAAUCAAGUCACUGCCUCAAGAAUGGCUUUGGUGUGAAACGUGGUGUGACGACACCUCUAAGAAAAGGGCCAAGACCAUCGAUCUGUGCAAUAAUCCAAUGACCAAAGAGCCUAAGCUAGAGGCUGCUGUGCGAAUUGUCCCAGAGUGGCAGGACUAUGAUCUAGAGAUCAAACAGCUCCAGAUCCGUUUUCAGAAGGAGAAGGAAAUGGGAACAUUAUUUGAGAAGAAAAUAAAAGAGCCAACCCAGGAAGCAUCUCAGACACGACGUGAAGAAUUAUGAUCUGUGGAGGAAGAUAGGAAGUGGCAACAUUGAAAAACAGUUUUUAUACUAAAUGCUAGUUUUUUCUGUUCUGUCUAUACAACUGCUGAUAAACUCACUGGGCAGGUGUGCCAGCCCUUUUGAUGCUGAGCAUUUGAUUUUGACUUCUGCACACCAAUGGGCACUGGAUCUUCGGGGUCAGGGCUCUAUUGGAUUUGUACCUCAGAGGAAGAAAAGUGGCUGAUCUUUUGGGACUCUGUAAAGAGCAGUCUUCUCACCAGAGGAAGAAAUGGCAGCGGCGGCAGCAGGAAGAUGAAUCUUUUGGAGCCCACAUCCAAGAGCACACACAUGCUGCACUAUCCUAGGAAGGAGGCCAAUAGAGCUGCCAUGUUCUUCCUUACCUCAGUUUACCUGCAGCUCAGGCUGCACCUCAGAUGCCCACCCAGUGUGGUUCAGGCUGGCAGAAGCUUUGUCCAAGGCCCACAAACCUGGAAAUUUAUACCAACACUUCCCCUGUGCCCCUCCCCCCAUCUCUUCCAAAGUGCUAGGUCCAUUGUUCAAUCAAAACCAAAUCAGCAAUUGUGUAUCUUCAGGGUUGGCUCAGUACAGUGGGUAAGCAAAUUAAUUUUGGGACAGAUGGGAAUGGUUGAUUGGGGUAAAGGUAGAGAAAAUAGGCAUAGGAGGGCUCAGGGGUGUUGGGGGAGGAAGAUUAGAAUUUGCUGGUUCUCUUUUAUAAACCAUCAUUACCAUUGUGGCUAAUAUGAAAUGAAACCCUUAUUCCCCACCCAGUCCCAGUGAACUUUCUUAGGUAAUUGUUUUGUAAACAGUUUUUGUAUUUGUGAAAGUCUUUGCUUUUUCUUUCCAUUUUCUUUUUUUUUAAAGUCUGUCAACCAUUUCCUGACUGGACAUAGCCGUCCCAAGCCCCUAGUGACCUAGUGAUCCAUCUCAGGGGACUUGGGCUCCCUCCAGACAGUCACCUCAUCUUUUUCUCUUUCCUACAUAGCAUUUUCUUAGACUCAGAGGCAGUUGGCUUGGAUUUUUCUCAACAAAGUGGUACCAGGUCUAAGACCAGGAAGGAUUCUGACUAUGAACUCAUGCUUUUUUGUAUAGUGUCCUGUGUUCCUUUUGUUUUAGCUCUGUGAUUGCCUUUGGCUUGCAGAAAUUAGUAGAGUUCACAGCAGUUCUGUUGUGCUGUAGUUGCACCACGAAGCACUGUCAGCCCCUUAGCUGUUUCUUUGUGUCUUUCCUUCACUGCCCAGCAUUGCCCCUGGAGGAGGAGGCGUGGCUGAGGAUGGGCAAAGGUCCUCAGUGUGUUGUUGGUUCAGCAGCAUGAACACUGCACCUGCCUUCCAGUUCACAUGGACUUGUUGUUCCUAUUUUGCCCACUUUUUAAAAAUAAGGAUGGCAGAGAGCUUGGUGAAAGUGCUUACUAGCAUAGUGAGGCCUUAGGUUUUAUCCCCUUCCCCACAUAAAAACAGAAAAAUAGGAACAGGUGCAAGUGGAUAGCUAAGUCUUUACUCCCUUCUAAGCCAUUGAUGUGCACUUUUCUUUUUAAACCACAGUGUUACUCCAAAUAUCAAUAAUUUAUCUUUUCCAUUUUCAGAUGCAAAAGGUAGCUUAGGAGCCUCACAGUCUCAAGAAGUUUUUGUUGUUGUUUUGUGUUGGUUUGGUUUUGGUUCUUGGUCCUUGAGGCAGGAUCUUCCUAUGUAGCCCAGGCUGAAAAGCUGACCUGGAGCUCAUGAGCCUCCCAAGUGCUGGGAUUACAAGUAUGUGCCAUCAUGUCUAGCUCUGAAGGACCUUUUGACUUUGCUUUCAUAAUUUCAUAAGAAGUUGAGGAAGGGAGAAAGGCUGUGGCAUAGUUUCUCCCUGCCCAGCCCUAAUCUGGGUCAAGCAGUUAAAGGGAUAAGAUUGUGACAUCAAGAAACUUUUGUUCAGGCUUCAUCUUCACAUUUAAUUAAGCUUUCAGAGAGGCUGCAGCUGCUGUCCAGAAUUGUAGGCAGAAAAGUACCUUUUCCCCAGGGCGCUGUCUGGGAGGCUGAGCAGGAAAUACUCAAGUCAGUGGGAUAUGCUUUUGUUUUGUUUUGUUUUGUUUUUUGGUACCAGGGAUCAGACCAGUGGAACCACUGAGCUAAAUCCCUGGCCAGUGGGAUAUGCUUUUAAAUGCUGAUUCCACUAGCCAGCUUUCACCCUGCCUUUUAACAACUCUCAUGAAUAUUCUACAUAAAAGGUACAGCGUUUUUAAAAUACAUACAUUCUCUGUAGGGUGUGUUUCCUGGUGUCACUGAUGGUCUGUAUCUGUUACCGCCGUGACAUAAGCCUUAUCAGUAGUUGACUGAAUGAUACAAGCUUAAUUCUGAGGAAGUCUAGGCCCCUCCUUCUGCCAAUCUCUUUCUUUCCUUAUGUAGCAUAAUCCCCUUUCCACAUUAACCAGUGCCCGGGGAAUGGUGGUACCACUGUAAUGUAGUCCUGGUUGCUCUAUCUGUCCUGUCUGCUCUGAGAACAUAUACUGUGCCUUGGAAUAGUUUGUUUUCUCCAGAAGCAGAAACUGAUAGCUCUGAAAGUUCAAGCUUCUGGAAACUGUCACAGUGCAUUGUUCGUAGCCUUUGUGAAUAAUGGAUUUAUAUUUCUCAUCAUGCCAUAGUGGAAAUUUCCCUUUCUGAAUCAGCAGAGUGAUAUGAAAUAAUGUGAUGUGUCAGAAUGACAUGCAGUAAUGGGAACCUGUUUUUUUGUUCUGUGAGCAGUGUGUUUGAGAUCAGAACCUGUCACAGCCUGCUUCUGGGGGUGUGCCAUGGUCAGGGUCUCUGGCCACCUGGGUUUGGUUAAAGUGUACUGAGUACUUAGCACAUUGAGAGCAAUGACAUGUGGAUUUUCAGUAAGACUGGUGAGGCUGAGAGUCUGUCAAAAAUUGCAUUUCAGAUUGAGCAUUCAGGUGUUGCAUAUACUAAGUGCACAGGCUUCACAGUGGCCCGUGUAUUUUGAGCUCAACUCUUGAGAUAGCAUAGAUGACAUAUUGAAUAUAUUAAGACAAUUUCUGUAAAGGGAGCUUAAUUUCCUCUGCUGUUUACACAUCUUUAUGUUCUGAACCUUAAGGCUCUGCCUGAACAACUUUUAUGAAGGGCUGAGAGCUAGAGAGGGGAGUACAAUUUUUAGAAGAGACUAGCCCAGGUGAGAGGAAGGAAGGAAAUCUCUAAGCUCCCUUUAGCUGGGAAGUGUACUUUACUGACACCAUAUUGUCUUAUGCAGGUUGGACACCACUCACACAGCAGAGAAUGGCUCCUCUCCUCCCCACUUUCCCCAAUGAGUACAUGUAGGUCCAUGAAAGCAGUCUUUUUCUAAACUUGCUGUUCUGAAUUUGGCUUAAAUGAAUAAAAGAAAUAAUUCAACUCAAGAGUUACAAGGGAAUUCUGGUCCAUUUUUCCUGGAUAGAAUUUCACUGAAAGGGAAGUGUAUUGGUAAAGACACUUGAUGGAAACUUUGUCUCGGUAACAAAAGUGAAGGGUGAAUUAAAAAAUGGAGAAUAUAUCAUGUGCAAAGUUAUUUAAGUAUGUAUACCAUUGUUUAAUUUUAAUAAUUAACUUUUUAAGUACCUGAUUUUACGGGGUCAUUUUCUGGCAGUAAUCAGAAUCAAAUAUAGCUUGUCAUAGGCUUAGUUUGGUAGGGUAACUAUUUAUUUAAAGUCUUGUUUUCUCUGCCUUAAUGUAGUGAAGAAAGGAUCUAAAUUAGGACUUUGUUCAUUACCUGAUUGAAUUUAUGAUUAGCUCAGGUCAUUGCUGAGAUUUCAGAGUAUCUAGUGGAUGUACACUUCUCAUUAUUUGUUUUAUUUCUCCAUAUAAUACAGAAACUGCUUCUGUACUCCAUGCGCAAUGAGUCAGUGAAUGGAGCAGAGGCUCCCACUCCCUCACGGUGUCACUGAGUGCUGACAGUUUACAAAAACAAACCACAAAAUCGACUUCAAGCAACUGCACGCCCCCUAGAAGUAAUCUGUAAAGUUUAAAGUCCAUGGUAAUGAUUUUUGCAAACAAGAGGCCCCCUUCUGAGCAUUCCCAGUUCCCUAGCAACACAGAGGCAGCUGUGGCAGGGCAAGUGGGACAUAGCAUGGGGUACAGAUCCAAGGCCUUCCUCCCACUUGUGUUUCGGCAUUGCCUUACUUAUUACUAUUGAGAGUUGCAGAGGAACUGUAACAGCAACAAAAAGCAAAAUACACUUAACCAAAUGUUGACGAUUUGGAACAAAAAGUUAUCAAGUACUGUACCAUAUUUUCCAAAUAGUUAACACAGAAAUAAGGUAAACAAGGGAAAACUGAGACAAAGGUUAGGAUUUUUAAAGAAAUAAUGUUUUAACAAUCUUUAUAAGUAUCAACCUUACUGUAAUUCUGUCCCAUUAAAUUCAACAUGUGUUCAGGUGCUGCCCCAUGCUCAGGAACAGCUUUGGGGUUUAAGUCUGUAGGGUCUCUGCAUCCAAAGGGAACUGAGAAAGAAUUUCUUGAUACUGUAAUGAAAAUAAGGUCUGCUCAACACAAUAAACUUUUUCCUCUCUUCUUUAAA